This is a messenger RNA of Motacilla alba alba, 1496 nucleotides long. RefSeq lists its product as uncharacterized. The record is from RefSeq and is a predicted model, not a curated record. The transcript has 2 exons. Lineage: Eukaryota; Metazoa; Chordata; Aves; Passeriformes; Motacillidae. The coding region runs from base 360 to 1277 and encodes 305 amino acids.
GUGAAAAUGUGGAAUUUGGGAUUGCAGAUGGGGGAGGAUUUUGGGAUUGCAGCUGAGGGAGGGGGAUUAAAAUGUGGAAUUUGGGAUUACAGCUGAGGGGGGGAAGUAAAAAUGUGGAUUUUGGGAUUACAGCUGAGAUGGGGGGAAGUAAAAAUGUGGAAUUUGGGAUUUACAGCUGAGGGGGGACAGUGAAAAUGUGGAAUUUGGGAUUUACAGCUGAGGGGGGACAGUGAAAAUGUGGAAUUUGGGAUUUACAGCUGAAGGGGGACAGUGAAAAUGUGGAAUUUGGGAUUACAGCUGAGAUGGGGGGAAGUAAAAAUGUGGAAUUUGGGAUUUACAGCUGAGGGGGGACAGUGAGAAUGUGGAAUUUGGGAUUACAGCUGAGGGGAGGGGGGAGUAAAAUGUGGAAUUUGGGAUUAUACCUGAGGGGAGCACUGAGAAUGUGGAAUUUGGGAUUACACCUGAGGGAGGAUUUUGGGAUUACAGCUGAGGGAAAUGGAGGCAGUGAGAAUGUGGAUUUUGGGAUUGCAGCUGAGGGGAGGGCAGGCAGUGCUGGUGUUCCAGUGCCUCCUCAUCCCAACAUCCAACAGCACAGGAGGGCCACGGGGACAGCUCCACAGACCCUGGGGCUGCUGGGCUGGGAGAGUCCAGCCCUGGAGAGGGGAAAUCCAACCCUGGAGGGGGAAAAUCCAAAUCCUGGAGGGGGAAAAUCCAAAUCCUGGAGGGGGAAAAUCGAAUCCAAACCCUGGAGAGGGAAGGAUCCAAACCCUCGGGGAAUGGAAAUAUCCAAACCCUCGGGGAAUGGAAAUAUCCAAACAUUUUCAGUGAGAAGGAUCCAAACCCUUGGAGAGGGAAGAUUCAAACCCUUGGAAUGGAAAAAUCCAAACAUUUUCAGUGAGAAGGAUCCAAACCCUUGGAGUAGAAACAAUCCAGACCCUUGGAAUGGGAAGAAUCCAAACUCUUGGAGGGCAAAGAAUCCAAACCCUUGGAGUGGAAAAGUCCGAACCCUUGGAGAGGGAAGAUCCAAAGCCGUGGUGCAGAAAAAAAAUCCAAACCCUUGGAGUAGAAAGAAUCCAAACUCUGGAGAGGGAAGAAUCCAAAGCCUUGGAGAAGAAAGAAUCCAAACAUCCUCAGUGAGAAGGAUCCAAACUUCUUAUCUUGGUGAGAUAAGAAUCCAAACCCUUGGUGAGAUAAGAAUCCAAACCCUUGGAGUGGGAAAUUCCAAACUCCCGGAGAGGGAAGAACCCAACGGGGCUGGAGGAGGCCGACACCACUGAAUUCCCAAAGCCCCAUCCAGCCCUUCCUGCCCCCCCAAAUCCAGGUGUGGCCACUCCAGGCUGUCCCAUCCCCCUGGGUCUCCAUGGGAAGCAGCUCCCGGAGCAAAUCCAGGCAGCAGCUCCUCCUGCUGGGCUCUCUUCGUUCCUCAGAGGUGCCACUGGAGGUCCAAAGGGUGAGAAUUCCUUCCCAAAAUUCCUGUGGAACCAAUCAGGCUCCUC